Messenger RNA from Bemisia tabaci, 4880 nucleotides. NCBI's taxonomy places the organism in Eukaryota, Metazoa, Arthropoda, Insecta, Hemiptera, Aleyrodidae. The record is from RefSeq and is a predicted model, not a curated record.
AUUAGUUAGUUUGUAAGUUCGGUCGGUCGACUAUUAACGUGCCCGGGUGUUUCGCGGCGAGGCCCCAGAAUUCCCCGUGGUUUUCGAUCCGUCCCAACUUUCGACCGCGGUUUCGUUUCUGUGAACGUCUCGCUUUUCGAAAAGUCCUUUGCGUCCCGCUCCCGGAGUUUGUGUUGAGUUUCCCAGCGGAAAAAUCUCGCCGAAAUGUCCGUCCGAAAGUUCGUUGUCUCGCUCUGUGCUCGUUGUUUGUGCGUCGUCACCGAAGAGAUAAGUGUCGGAUGUGUUAGUUGUGGUGUUUAAUUUUCUCCCUCGGAUUUUCACCUCAGAGGGCGGGAGGUGAAGAUGCUGUGGAGGUAUCGGCUGGUCACUUGAGCCGCGUCCCAGGCUGACGCAGCCAUGGUGCGCCACGGAGAAUGUAUGUCAUUUUCCCGGCCGAAGACUUAGUGGAACUAACUUUAACUAGGCCUCCGGUAUACCUCUCUCCGACCGCAGCUCAGCAGCGAGGAGCUGAAGCGGCGUCUCCGAAGCCCCUCCCCCGUCCGCCGCCGGCGAGCAAAGCCGAGAAAUCGCGCUCCGUCGAGAAAGCCCGAGCGGGCAAGAAAGUUAAAGUGAAAAAAUCCAAGUGGGAUAAGGACAACGAGGAGGAGGACUCCGCGAAGAUGGCAACAGGUUCGGGCGAGGGAUCCCUCCGCGAUCUGUCCCAUCCAUCACUGAACGAGCCGCUUCGGGCUCACAACGCUGCCACCUUCAAGCUAGUUAGAACAGUUUCCGAUUUCACGCAAGAACUGUCCAAAAUGUACGAGCAGCACGCCGAGGAGUUACAGCAUCUCGUCGCAAACUUCAGGAAGAAAAACGCUGAGCUCAGAAAAGAAAGGCCGGCAUGUCCGAGCUCCUUGGUGCACACAUGGGAGAGCCUCCUGCAGGAGGUGGAGGUGGACUCGCAGGCUCACAGCGACGUGGCCUCCGUUCUCGGGCGCCAGGUCUCCCGCCCCCUCCUCGAGCGCUCCUUUCACCGCAAAGUACAAUCUAGAAAAGUUUUCGCUCAUCGUGAAACUUUAGAACUUAUGAUCAACAAAGCAGAAGAUAAAUUAGCCAAGGCACGUCAGGACUACAAAAACGCAUACUUGGCUCAUUUAUCUUCGCCAUCUUCAUCUGUUACCUUAACUGCGUACCUGGAUGCCCAUAACCAUUAUGUUAGUACACUCCAUGCAACGAACGGGAUGAUCGAAAAGUAUAGCCACGAAACAUUGCCACAGCUGUUACAGGAAUUAGAAGACGUCUAUUCAGAUCUGUGUAGCACACUGUCGGAUUCAGUUUUACAGGGUGCUGAAGUCAUUUCUGCAAGAGCAAUCGAGCAGUCUAGAAGAUACGAGACUCUAAGCGCGCAAUGUCGAUCUGUUCUGCCCUCCAACGAUCUGGCUCAUUUCGUUCGGUCUCUCUCCCCGCUGCCAACCCACCCCCACCCCACGCAUCGAUUAAGACUGUUCAAUCCUCCCCAACCCCCUAAUCAAGAACCGCCGGACGGUGCCCAACCCGAUAUUUUUCUUAAUCACGAAAAUUUACCUCCUUCUUUAAGAAAUGAAUUAGUUAUAGAUCGAUCGGCAAGUUUAGACAUUAGAACAAAGUACGAUUCACUGAGGGUAGAAGAAGCUGAUCUAAUGGCUCAAAUUUCCAAAUUGCAAGAUAGCUUAGACACGCUCUGUCGGAUUCAACAAAGGAGCGUGGAAUCAUCUUUAUUUAAUAAGGCGAAUGAAAUACAAGAAGAUAUUAGUGUAAAAAAGUUAGAUCUCCGGACUGCUCAGAUUCAUUUAGCAGCAGUUAGAGCACAGAAAGAUCUGUUUGCAACGAAAUUCGAGAACAAUGAGGGGAACACGCGUAAAAUGUCUUCUGCUUCCACUGGAAGUAUGAAGUCAAAAUGGAUCAAAGCCUUUAAAAUACUGAAAGCUCCAAGCGGGCCUUCCAACGGUUCGUCAAACAAAGAGUCUGAAAGAAAACACCAAAUGUAUCACGCCGUGUCCACGAUCAUCGCAAUGAGGAAGAGCGCCAGGGAUGGCGGAGGCGGAAUUAACAGCCUUGAAACAGCUCAUCAGUUCCAAGAAUAUACGUAUAAGAAAAUUACACCCUGCGAUGUCUGUUCGCAAGUAUUGCGAGGACAUACGCGGCAAGGGCUCAAGUGUAGACUGUGUAAAAUGAACGUCCAUUUAGACUGCCAAGAUAAAGCUACUUCUAAGUGUAAUUCUAAGUCUCGACUCCUGAGGAGACAGAAAUCAACGUCAGAAAUUGAGACAAGGAUAUCUGCAACCCAGGAAGAAGAAGGAAGAAGCAUAUCUAACGCAAGCGGGAACGCAAGUCCAAGUAACUUAAGCAUAUCCAGGAAAAAUUUAGACCAAAAGAUUUACUCUAGGCAGAACAGUCCCAAGCUACUAGGUGUUGUUCCAGAGCGGGCGACGGAGUGUCCGGACGCAAGUGGCGGCGGCGGCGGCGGGCCGGCCAGCGGCCAAGUGGACGACGUCUACCAAGUGCUGAAGCAGGCGGGGGAGAUCUCAGGGACGGGCGCAGGGGCCGGCCUGGGGCCCGGGCGCCCCAUCCCCCCCAGGAGCCCGGCCACCGGCGGCGACCUCUCCUCCCUGAAACGGACCAACCAACCCCCCUCCCUCCUCCGUGGACCCUCCUCGCUCAGUGUCGUCGCUCCGCCCAUCGCCUCCAGCUCAGAUUAUGGCGUAGCGUCCCCGCUGCCGGCUGCUGAAGCCGUCCGACGGAGGCGUCUAUUCGGCGGGAUCCGGAGUCUGUCCAUGUUCGGCGCAAGAUCUCAAGGCCGCUCCAUCUCCCUGCCUGAAAAACAAUUGCAGUACGCUUCGGGAACUCGGCCGUUCGGUCAACCCUUGGUUCUCGGUGGCGGAGAGAUAAUUCAAGAGAACGAAAUCGCAGUGGAUCCCAGACAUAACAGAUCUUCUGGUGGUGGCACAUCAAGGAGGUCCUGAUUGGUUCGCCGGCUAAAAUUUCCGCUGAGUUUAUUCUCCUCCGGGAGUUGAAUUGGAUCACAUUUUGCAUUAAGAAACCACUAUUUCUGACCCAUUUUAAAAACAACAUAUGUGCCAUUGGUUUCCCAAUGCAGAGAGGUGUUUCCAUGGAAGAGCCAGGGAUCGUGGUUUCUUAUUGCAAAAUGUAAUCCAAUUUGCACCGGAAGUAAGCAAACAUCGAGAAUAAAACGAAUGGAACAGAUCACAAAUACAAUUUUUGGCAAAAGACACUUCCAUUGUGCUUAUUUCACAGUAUAAAAAGUACCGAAAUUUUGUGUUAAUAUGAGAAAUAGGCUUUCUUUGAGUAAAAUUGACCAAAGUUUUGUGUCAAAAAUUUGCAACUUCGUUUAAAAUUAAGCACGAAAUACCAGGAUCGAACCUGGGUCGUAUUAGUGAUGCAUUAGGUGAUACAUUACGUCCUUCGUAUUACAUAAGAGAUUUUUGUAACAAAUUGCGGAACUGCGCUUCUUGGUGCAAUGGAUCCUUUCCUGCCACAAAUGUAUUGUGAAACCAGUGUUUUAGCAAAAAAGUGUUGCAGUGUUCGAACUCUCGAUGUUUGCUCACCCUCGCUAUAGAUUCGCCUUGACCACAGCCCUACGUUAUCCAUUCAAAUAUCGAAUAGGUCCACUCAUUACGAGUGCAGAUCAUUUCCGUGACUUUAUCGUCGCUUUUAAUUUGGACAGGCAUCGGUCUCUCGAAUGGAAUUCAGACAUUGGCCAUGACCUCUCUCAAUUCUACUAAAGGAAAUAAAUCGACUUGUACCGCAUAUCGAUGCCUGAUUGUAACUUAGGCCUGAAGUUGUCCGUAAUGAAUACAUCUCUACUUAAGUUUCAUAUGCACAUGAAGAGAUGAGCCUUGCUUUGAGGCCCUUCCAUUUAGUUUGAAAAAGGAUCAACCAAUCGAAUUCUUAUCAUUUACAAUUUUUCCCGCGGUUAUUUUACCUUUCGACGGGGGGAGAGGGGAGGGACUAAAACUUCCUGAAUUAAUUUUUGAGGCGAAUGUUUACUCCGAAAAUAAUUCUUCCUCGUCUUAUUUUGUUUUCACUCCUAUCAAUUUUCUCUUUCUUGAGAACUUUCAUUCACAUGUAUCUUAAAUGCGAUGUGUUUGUAAAAUGUCUCUCGAAAAUUCACUGCCGCAAAAACCGCAAUAGGUAUUGAAUUGAACAUAAAAUUAUUAGCUCCUCGUGAAAUAUUUCAUUCUAAAUUUUUUAACUCUGCCUUUUCGUCUGUUUUAUGGCACUGUUUUUUCUAUAAUGUGAGAUUUCAAUGUGUUUCGUCCGCGCAUUAUUGUUACGAAUGAGCGAGGAUUAGAGACAUUAGACCUACUUUAUUACCUGAAGCUAAUUAUUUUUUUGUGGGGCACUUUCACGUCAGCUCCUCGCUGGAUUCCAGGUGGUGAUGUGUUAUGACUCAACGUGAUGGAAAAUAUUUACAAAGACAAAUAGCGAAUAUUUAUGAACCUAUUCAAGACCUUUUGCUGUUGGUCCUUUUUGGGUUUCAUUUAAUGUAAAGACUGUCCAAUGAAGUAAGCAAACUGUGAUACUAAAUACUAAUGUGAAAAAUGUAUACUGUAAAGGACAAACCUGUUACUACAAACAAUUUACUUCUGCAGGGUUUCUUGUGAGUUUAGCAAGAUUUACGUUUUUCGACAUUUUCUUCUUAGUAUUUUAUCCGAAGCAAAAAAGGGGGAAAAAUAUGUAUAUCAAUAUUAAACAGUCCCGGUUUUCAAAUUUUGCACAACUCAUAGACUCAUUCACAAAAAAGACUAGACUAAAUUUGCUCACACAUGUAUGUUCAACACCAUAAUAAAUGUUUGUGUCGUUGUUUUAAGUGAAAAAUAGAAUCCAUUAUUUUUAUAAUA